GACAACAAGGGCUUUGGCAUCGGGGAGCUGGUGUGGGGGAAGAUCAAGGGAUUUUCCUGGUGGCCCGGCAUCGUGGUGACGUGGCGUGCUACCGGCAAGAGGCAGGCCAGCCACGGCAUGAGGUGGCUGCAGUGGUUUGGAGACGGCAAAUUCUCAGAGGUUUCUGCAGACAAACUGGACUCCAUCAUCGCCUUCCCCAAGUUCUUCAGUCAGGCCUCUUACACCAAGCUGGCCUCGUACCGCAGGGCCGUGUUCCAGGCUCUGGAGAUGGCCAGUAUUAGGGCGGAGAAGACAUUUCCUCCCUGUGAGUCCGACGGGCCAGAGGACCAGGUCAAACCCAUGCUGGACUGGGCCAACGGCGGCUUCCUGCCCAAAGGAGAGGAGGGACUCAAACCUACGCACAGCGCCAACAGUAACCCUCUGGAUCACCAGGUCCUCGACGUCUCUCUGCCGGAGUACUUCCCCAGCGCCAAGCGGCCCAGAGUCAGCCUCUGUAAGAACAAGGCCGCCCCCGAGGAGUCGUACUGCAGAGAACAAAUGGUGAAUGAAGUUCUGAAGAAUAAUUGUAGUAUUGAAGAGUUCUGUCUCUCCUGUGGAAAGAGGAGAGCUGCAACUUUCCACCCACUGUUUGAAGGAGGCCUGUGCCAAACAUGCAAGGACGUGUACCUGGAGAUGUCCUACAUGUACGAUGACGAUGGCUACCAGUCUUACUGCACCGUUUGCUGCGGAGGACGAGAAGUUCUGCUCUGCGGCAACGCCAACUGCUGCAGGUGUUUCUGCGUGGACUGCCUGGACAUCCUGGUCAAUCCCGGAACAUCUAACAACGCUCGCUAUCUGGACCCAUGGCGAUGCUACAUGUGUCAGCCGCUGCUGCAGUACGGCAGCCUGAAGCGACGGCAUGACUGGAGCCUCAAGCUGCAGGAAUUCUUCGCCAACGACAACGGACAAGAGUUUGAGCAACCAAAGAUUUACCCAGCAGUGCCUGCAGAGCAGAGGCGACCAAUCAGAGUUCUCUCCCUGUUUGACGGCAUCGCCACUGGAUACCUGGUUCUGAGGGACCUGGGUUUUAAGGUGGACCAGUACGUGGCGUCAGAGGUGUGCGAGGACUCCAUCUCAGUGGGCGUGGUCAGACAUGAAGGAAAGAUCCAGUACGUCCAUGAUGUGAGAAACAUCACCAAGAAAGAUAUUCUAGAGUGGGGUCCGUUUGACCUGGUGAUCGGAGGAAGUCCCUGCAACGACCUCUCCAUCGUCAACCCUGCAAGGAAAGGCCUCUAUGAAGGCACAGGGAGGUUGUUCUUUGAGUUCUACCGGCUGCUGAGCGAAGCCAAGCCCAAGGAAGGAGAGGACCGGCCGUUCUUCUGGAUGUUCGAAAACGUGGUCGCCAUGGGCGUCAACGACAAGAGGGACAUCUCCCGAUUCCUGGAGUGUAACCCUGUCAUGAUUGAUGCGAUUGAGGUUUCUGCUGCUCACCGUGCUCGAUACUUCUGGGGAAACUUGCCAGGCAUGAACAGGCCUCUGUGUGCGUCUGGGAUGGACAAGCUGGAGCUGCAGGACUGUCUGGAUCACGGCAGAGUGGCAAAGUUUGGAAAAGUGCGAACCAUCACUACUCGUUCCAACUCCAUCAAACAGGGGAAAGACCAGCACUUCCCCGUCCUGAUGAAUGGGAAGGAGGACAUACUGUGGUGCACGGAGCUGGAGAGGAUCUUCGGUUUCCCCGUUCACUACACAGACGUGUCCAACAUGGGUCGCGGUGCCCGACAGAAGCUCCUGGGCCGGUCCUGGAGCGUCCCUGUCAUCAGGCAUCUGUUCGCACCACUCAAAGACUACUACGCCUGUGAAUAAAAACCAGCCAUCACCAGGAAAACAGACGCCACAUGUGAACACACAGCGUGAUGCCGGCUGUCAGAAACAUCCUGCUGUAACGAACAGGAGAUUUAAACAUCUCUGUCAGAACGGAGGCUUCUCAGAGUCGCUGGGAAAAUAGUGACAUAGCUGUUAUAAUGCACUGUAGCCUUAAACACACACUAACACACAGACACACAAACAGAAGAGGUGAGCACCUUCAUCACCGGA
This is a messenger RNA of Paralichthys olivaceus (Japanese flounder), 2073 nucleotides long. NCBI's taxonomy places the organism in Eukaryota, Metazoa, Chordata, Actinopteri, Pleuronectiformes, Paralichthyidae. The record is from RefSeq and is a predicted model, not a curated record.